Molecule: messenger RNA, 1868 nt
Organism: Branchiostoma floridae (Florida lancelet)
Lineage: Eukaryota; Metazoa; Chordata; Leptocardii; Amphioxiformes; Branchiostomatidae
Product: something about silencing protein 10-like
Biological process (GO): maturation of SSU-rRNA from tricistronic rRNA transcript (SSU-rRNA, 5.8S rRNA, LSU-rRNA)
Cellular component (GO): nucleolus; small-subunit processome
Source: RefSeq, a predicted model, not a curated record
GCUGACUUGCAUGAAAAAUCUCGCGAGUUCUGAACUGUGACCUUUAACCUCCCAGAAGACGAUGGUCUCCACAUGGUGCGCAGAUUCUACGAAAUUUUCUCGGGAUUUCUGAGGACUAUUUAGACUCCAACGAUGGCAAGAGGAAAGAGAAAGCGGAGUAAGAAGCCAGUUGCCAAGGCAACAGAAGACGACAGUGAUGCGUCAGAUGCACAGAAUGAUGAACUUGAACCUGAGGACUACCUGAAGGAUGAAGUUGACGACUUCUACUCUCAAAAAGAUAAGGUUCUGUUGGAUGCAGCUCGAGAUUUGGAACCCGCAGACAGCAGUGAGGAAGAGGAGGAGGUGAUGGCACUUGAUGUACCCGACUCUGAUGAUGGAGUAGUAGGGGAUGAGGAGGAAGAGGAAGCUCAGAAGGAGGAGGAGAGAGAAGCUCUGGCCAUUCAGAAACGUAUGACUGAGGCACUCAGCGAGGAGGACUUUGGGCUAGACCUCUUCAAGCCAGCUAAGAAGCCUACAGAAGAUGCUGCCCUACCAGUGGAGGAGGCAGAAGAGAGAGUCUUACAGGACCUGAGUCAGCUGUCUCACAGGCAGCGUAUGGAGCUACUCAAGAAGGAGGCACCGGAGCUUCAGGAACUCAUGGACGACUUCAAGGAAAAGCUACAAGAGGUGAUUGACAGACUCCACCCCCUGCUGAAAAUGGUUCGGUCUGGAAUCAUACCUCCUGGAAAGGGAGCAACUUAUGUGGAGACAAAGUUUCAACUCUACCUCAAUUACUGUGUGAACAUUUCCUUCUACCUGGUGCUGAAGGCAGGCCACACCCCCAACGUGCGCAGUCAUCCGGUCAUCAACAGACUGGUGCAGUAUAGAAAUUUGAUCAAUGAGUUGGAGCCGCUAGACCAAAAACUGGAGCCAGAGGUGUCCUUCCUUCUACAGCCCAGCGAGGAGGGGGCAGGGGAAGCACCCCCUGGGGGGGUGGGGGCAGGAGAGGCGCAGCCUGGGGGGGUGCAGAAAGCCAGGAGGAAACAGAAGGAGAAACAGAAACCUGCAGACACUCAGACGAACACGGACGGUGUGGCACAAGAGGAGACUUCACAGACACAACAGACUCUCAAGAGUGCAAAACUGAAGAAGAGAAAGAAAGAGCACCUGACAGCAGCAGAGAAGGAAGCUAUUGAGUUCUAUGAACAGCUGAAGGCCAAGAGAAGAAAAGCCCAGCAAGAAGAGGACGAAAGCCCUGGAGAAGAGGAAGAAGACACAGUGGCAGAAGAUAAGCCAACCGAGGACCAGAUGGAGGUGGAAGAGGAGGAUGGGAAAAGAGCCAUCACUUAUGAGAUAUCUAAGAACAAGGGCCUGACUCCCAAAAGGAAGAAGGAGGAGAGAAACCCUCGUGUGAAGCUGAGGAAGAAGUUUCGUAAGGCUAAGAUCCGGAGGAAGGGCCAGGUGCGUGAACCCCGGACAGAGCUUAAACGUUACGAUGGCGAGUUUUCCGGCAUCAAGGCUGGAGUGAAGAAGAGCACCCGACUUAUUACUUGAGCAGAUACAUAAUCAGUCUUGUCUCUUGAAAAUAAAUCUUCAACACAAUCUACUUCACAUCUUUAUAGGCCUAUGUACAGAGUGGUCUGUGUAAAAUGUACUUUUAUCAUCAGUUUCCUAGCAAGCCAAUUGUUGGGGCAGCAAAAGUCCUGACCAGUCUUUUAGGUCACUGGUCUGUGAUGAAAAUGCCAUCUUUCACUGUAGAGUGUGUUAAAGUGCCCUUUUCUCUGGACUCCAAACUACUGCAACUUUUUACCUAUGUUUUACAUUAGGCCACACCAAUUUAAUUUCUUGGUUCACGGAUUCACUGGCUCCUAUUUUUUGGAAAAAAAAAA